This is a messenger RNA of Triticum aestivum (bread wheat), 1130 nucleotides long. RefSeq names its product cytochrome P450 709B2. Gene Ontology annotation, molecular function: oxidoreductase activity, acting on paired donors, with incorporation or reduction of molecular oxygen; iron ion binding; monooxygenase activity. The record is from RefSeq and is a predicted model, not a curated record. NCBI's taxonomy places the organism in Eukaryota, Viridiplantae, Streptophyta, Magnoliopsida, Poales, Poaceae.
AAGAGCUACGCAGAACAAUCAGGAAACAAUACAUGGAGCUUAACGUAGUGCAAGCCAUGGCAGCUGUCCUCAUGGUGCUAGUAACCACGAGAGCGCUAUGGUAUCUGCUUUGGAGGCCGUAUGCCGUGGCCAGGUGGUUCCGACGGCAGGGCAUCAGAGGUCCGCCUUACAAUCUCCUGGUUGGGUCCCUGCCGGAGUGCCAGAAGAUGAUUGUCGCCGGGAGAGCCAAGGAUCUGGACACCAUCUCCCACGACUGCAUCACUACCGUGCAACCCUUCUUCCAGAAAUGGGCCUCCAUGUAUGGGAAAACAUUCCUAUACUGGCUGGGGCCGACACCAGCACUGUGCUCUACGGACAUGGAGCUGGUGAAGAAAGUGUUAACCGACAGGACGGACAUGUUCCAAAAAGACUACUCAAAUCCUAGCCUGGAAGCGGUUCUGGGGAAUGGGGUUGUAUUUGCAAACGGACACGACUGGAAGCGGCGGCGCAAAUUCAUCCACCCGGCUUUCAACCAAGAGAAGAUCAAGUCCAUGUCAGCAAUAACGUUGGAGUGCACACAGCAGACAAUGGAACGGUGGCGCAACAGGCAGCAAGCCGAGAUAGACAUGAUGCACGACUCCGACGAGAUAGCCAUGAGUGUCAUUGCGAGAGUGAUGUUGGGCAAGUGCUACAAGGAGGCCUGGGAGGUGUUCAUCGCCGGAAAGGAGCAGCUGAAGCUAGCUACUUAUGCGUUUGCGGAUCCUCCGGUACCUGGAUUAUGGUACCUGCCAACACGUCGCAACCGUCGGGCAUGGUAUCUUGACAAGCUUGUGAAACAUAAGAUCUCACAGAUCAUAGAGGCGCGACUCGCUAGCGGCGUCUACGAAGAUGACCUGCUCGGGCAGAUGCUGCAGCUGCAGCUGCAAACAUGUAGCAGCGGCAGCACCGAGACCCUGAGCACCGAGGAGAUGGUUGGCGAGUGCAGGACUUUCUUCGCGGCUGGGUACGAAACCAGUGCCAGCCUCAUUACCUGGGCGAUGUUCCUGCUCGCCAGCUACCCACGGUGGCAGGAGAUGGUCAGGGAGGAGGUCGUCCGGGAAUAUCCUGCUCACCGGUUACCCAUAGGUGACGCCCUCGGCAAGUUGAAGCUG